Messenger RNA from Salvia splendens (bonfire salvia), 915 nucleotides. RefSeq lists its product as uncharacterized. The transcript has a single exon. The coding region runs from base 1 to 915 and encodes 304 amino acids. Lineage: Eukaryota; Viridiplantae; Streptophyta; Magnoliopsida; Lamiales; Lamiaceae. The record is from RefSeq and is a predicted model, not a curated record.
AUGCUCAAUGUACAACCCAACCUUGAGGAGCAUAAGGAGCAAAGGUGCAACAUCUUUCAUAUGAAGUGUAAGGUGAAGUCCAAGACGUGCUUGGUCAUUAUAGAUGGAGGGAGUUGUACAAAUGUGGUGUGUGACCGGUUGGUGGCCAAGUUGGGAUUGAAGGUACUUAAACACCCAAACCCCUACAAAUUGCAAUGGUUAGGGGACUCCGGAGAGUUGAGGGUGAAGGCUCAAUGCAAAGUUCCAUUGAAGAUUGGGGAAGUUGAGGAAGAAAUCCUAUGUGAUAUCAUUCCUAUGACGGCAUGUCAUGUUUUGCUAGGGAGGCCAUGGGAGUUUGAUAGAAGGGCCUACAAAAAUGGCUUCACGAAUGAGUAUUUCUACAUGCUCAACGGGUUGAAGGUUCGUUUGAAGCCAUUGCUACCUAGUGCCGUGUUUGAGGCUAGCCAACAUCUACAAAAGGAAAGAGAGAGAGAUAGGGAAAAAAGGCUAGUAGAAGAAUGUGAGCUAAAAAAGCCAAGUGAGAGUGGGGGUGGUGAGAGAAAAAUAAAAGUGCCCAAAGGAGAGCACCCACAAACAAGAGGGGGAAAGGAAUGUUUGAUAGCUAGUAAAACCGACCUUGGGUGGGCACUAAACAAUCACCUCUCCGUUCUCCUCGUGGUCCGUAAGGAUUUGUGCUUAGCUACUAACCUUGACCCGUAUCCUUUGAUUGUCCAAAGUGUGUUGCAGGAAUUUGAAGAUGUAUUCCCGGAGGAACUCCCGAGUGAACUCCCUCCCAUGAGGGGGAUCGAGCAUCAAAUUGUCCUUUUGCCGGGAUCAUCACUCCCAAACCGGGCCGCAUACAAGGCGAACCCCAAGGAGACACAAGAGCUACAAAGGCAAGUCGAGGAACUCCUUGCCAAAGGUCUAAUUCGUUAA